UCGGCGAUAUUGUUGGAUAUUCAUUUGGGUGGACUUGGUGAUUGUCGUUGGUGACGAACAUAUAUCAACACUUGUAUCCAUUAUGAAACCUUCCGUUCGUAUUGUAGUGGUAGGAGACCCUAAAGUAGGAAAAAGUUCCCUAAUCAAAACCCUCAUUUCAGAGAGUUUUGAGGACGAAGUUCAGCCCGUGUUACCUACCGUAGUCAUACCCCCUGAAGUUACACCCGAACGUGUACACGUUUCCAUCGUAGAUACUUCCUCAUCACCUGAAGAAAGACACAAAUUGGAAGAAGAAAUUCGCAAAGCAGACGUUUUGGUUCUCGUUUACGACGUCAGCAAAAGAGAAACACUCGAUAGAGCAAGUUCUUAUUGGUUACCGACGUUGAGAAGACUCGGUGUGACCGUUCCAGUAGUACUUGUCGGAAAUAAAAUAGAUGUAAGAGGAAUUGGAGCAGAUCACUCCUUGGAACACCUCAUCAAACCUAUUAUGGACGAGUUUCGGGAAGUCGAUGUGUGCAUCGAGUGUUCAGCGAAACAAGUUUUCAACAUCGCUGAACUCUUUUAUUAUGCCCAAAAAGCAGUUAUACAUCCAACUGCUCCACUGUAUGACGUUAAUGAGCAUACUCUCAAACCAAAAGCGGUGUCUGCGUUGAAAAGAAUAUUCCGACUCUGUGAUAAAGACAAGGAUGGAGUGUUGAAUGAUGAAGAACUCAACCAAUUCCAAUAUGAAUGUUUUGGAGUUGAACUGAAACCAAAAGAACGCGAAGGUGUCAAAAAUGUCGUUCGAGAUAACACAACAGAUGGUUUGGAUGCCAAUAGUUGCGUCACUUUGAAUGGUUUUCUAUAUUUGCACAAAUUGUUUAUUCAAAAAGGAAGAUUGGAAACCACUUGGGCUGUAUUGAGAAAAUUUGGCUAUGAUGAUGACCUUUUAUUGAGACCUGACUAUGUGAAGUUGGAUAUGAAAAAGGCAGAUGAUCAAUGUGUAGAGUUAUCGGAACGAGCAAGUUGCUUUUUACUAGAUUUGUUUGAUAGAACUGAUAAAGAUAAGGAUGGCAAGUUGUCAGAAGCAGAAUGUAAGGAACUGUUUUCCACUAUUCCUUAUGUGGUUUGGGAUGAAGAGAAAUAUGGAGUUCGCUUAGUAGAACAAGGAGACUCUAAGAUAACAAGAGAUGGCUUUCUGGAUAGAUGGACCUUGUACUUAUUGGAUGACCCGGAAACGGCUCUAUAUUCCUUAGUAUAUCUUGGCUAUGAAACUGAAGUGAAUAGUGCGUACGUUAUUUCUAGGAGAAGGAGAAGAGAUCGACGAUUGAAGAGUGUGAGUCGUCAUGUGUUUCAAGUAUUUGUCAUGGGAAGUCCUGGUUGUGGCAAAUCGAGUAUGUUACGUUCUUUGGUUGGUUUGCCAUUUGUCGAAGAUCAUCAACCUACUGUAAGAAAUAUGGCUGCUUUACGUCGAAUCCUUCUUCCAGAAGAAGAAGGUGGUGGUUAUCGUUCCUUGGCAUUGUAUGAAAUUCCUGAGCAUGAGAUUACGAGCAAACUAUUGAGACUUGUGUCUCCUGAUGGAAAGAAAGGAGAAACCAACAAAACAGAAGCAUCCUUAAACUUGGAAUCCUGUGACGUUGCUUGUUUGUUAUAUGAUAUUCACGAUCCUAAAUCCUUUGCCUAUGCGGCACGUUUAUAUCAAAAUUUGGCUGCUUUACGUCCGUUGCUUCCAGUAGUUUUUGUGGCAACGAAAGCAGAUUUAACUGCCGUUUCUCCUCAUUAUGAAGUAUCACCUGCAGACUUUUGUGACCAUUUGGGUUUACCGCAUCCCGUCAAGGUAUCUUUUCGAUUACAGGAAGAUGCAGAUAUCUUUCAAAUGUUGGUAGGUGUGGGCUUGCAUCCACAGUUAGCUUGUCCUGGUUAUUAUGAACAUUCGGCUGUCGUACAUUAUGCAUUGGUUGUUUCUAAGAUAUUGGCGGCGAGUGCUGCAAUCGGUGCAACGGUUUAUGUUUCCAAGAAAAUUUAUCAAUGGAUACAUUCUCGUGAAUAGUCAUUUGUCUGGAUGUGUUGGAUAAAGAUGGCAAAUGUUUUUUUUUGCAUUUCUCACCAUUCAAUUUUCUUC
Messenger RNA from Galdieria sulphuraria, 2101 nucleotides. RefSeq names its product Miro (mitochondrial Rho) protein (GTPase/ calcium ion binding). Bases 83 to 2029 code for a protein of 648 amino acids. Gene Ontology annotation, biological process: regulation of mitochondrion organization; small GTPase-mediated signal transduction; mitochondrion organization. NCBI's taxonomy places the organism in Eukaryota, Rhodophyta, Bangiophyceae, Galdieriales, Galdieriaceae. The transcript has a single exon. Gene Ontology annotation, cellular component: mitochondrial outer membrane. Gene Ontology annotation, molecular function: GTP binding; calcium ion binding; GTPase activity. The record is from RefSeq and is a predicted model, not a curated record.